Messenger RNA from Zea mays, 1796 nucleotides. RefSeq lists its product as uncharacterized. Gene Ontology annotation, cellular component: endoplasmic reticulum membrane. Bases 796 to 1539 code for a protein of 247 amino acids. The record is from RefSeq and is a predicted model, not a curated record. Gene Ontology annotation, biological process: GPI anchor biosynthetic process. NCBI's taxonomy places the organism in Eukaryota, Viridiplantae, Streptophyta, Magnoliopsida, Poales, Poaceae. The transcript has 5 exons.
AAUCAAAUCACGUGCAACGCCGGAAGGCCCAAGCGUGGUAAAGUUGGCUCAGCCGGAAGGCCCAAUUGAUGAAGACGGAUAAGCUCGGCUCAGGUUAGGCCCCGGCAUCGCCGUCGACUAGGCUGGCCCUCCGCCGUCUGCCAUGACGAGAUCCGCGUCCCCGAGCGUGGACGCUCCACGCCUCCGCCUCCCGGACGCCGGCGAGGUGCGUCCGGCGUCCCUGCUGCACACAACCUGACAACCUACUUCUCUCUUCUAUCUACCACAAGAUCCUUCCGCCGCCUCCCCCUCCUGACAGAGCAGAGGCAGAGCUGAGGCCCGGCCUGGCCGGGCUUCGGCGGCCCAGCCCAAAUAACCCGACGGGUCCGCAUCCUGAGCUCCGCCUCCACACACCUUGGCACCUCGCCCUCGCCUCCAGCUCCGCACGUCCCGUCGCCCGCUUCCACCUCCACGCGACGCGACGGCUCGCCUUCACCUCCUCGCCGCCAGACGCGCCCGCCGCCACCCAGCGAGCCGGCAGCCGCCCGCUAUCCCAGGCUUCGUUUUCUUGUUGGCUCCGCCACUGUGACAGAUGGCUGCGGGGGGCGGGCGGUGCUUGCUCGCCUUGGCGCUCGCCGCCGCUUGGAUCUCCGGCGCGGUGGUCGCCGCCUCAUCGUCGGGUGAGCAGAGCCGGGGCCGUGAUGCGCGUUCAUGUAUAGUGUCUGGAAAGGGCUACGGAAAGCGUUCGUUUUUAGCUCAUGCUGAAUUUUACCGUACCUGUAAGCUGAAGGCGGAAGCCGCACACCCGUCAAAUGCAUGCCCUGCUCUAGAACGUACAUUGGUGGUGCACAUCUGGACACCUUGACGGGCCAGCUUGCUCAGCGUCGUGACAUAGUGGAAAUGUCUGAUUCUGGUGAAUUGUGCAAAGGACUUGCUGAUGAUGUCGAAGUUCCUAUGCUUUCAAAACUACGCCGGCAACUGGUUGGUAAAGGUUCUCACCGCCGUUUAGUCUAUUCUGUGGAUUUUGGUGCCCAUGAAGGUGCUAUGGUUAAUUUCCUUGAUCACUACGAUGCCCAUCUGGUGAUAUUUGAAAAACUUCCUGAUGGAGUGUUUGCCGACCCAUUUGAGCUACAGCAUUUUGUUGAGCGCAAAGUUUUCGUUGAUGUUGCUGUUUUUGGAGACGCCAACCUUGAACUGCCCACAGCUCUAUCCAAUGGGUCAUCUGUUGAGAUCCAUUUUGAUCUCAGGCGAAUCAUUUCAAUCAACUGUAACCUUGUAAUAGAGAUGCCUCUCCAUGCUAGAUACCCGCCUCUUGAUGCCAGUGGCUAUGCCACAGUGGAGUUUGGUAGCGCAGAUCUAUUCCUCCGCUACAGAAAAAAGGACAUCCAUUCUGGUUCCUGUCUUUGGGUGAUCAAUAAUCUCAAAGCUGCACCCCUGGAGAAAGCUGCAUGGCGCAUACCCUGUGGAGACGAGGCCCACAUAGGAUUUGUAUCUAGCAUCACGUUUCUUUCAGCUCUUGUUUGCUCCAUGUCCAUUGUCUUGGCUUCUCUCAUUUUUUGACGUCUUAGGGUCCUAUCAGACCUUUUUUUUGUUUACAUAAAUACUGAAGUGCGAGACAGGAGAAUUCUCUUCAUGCAUCCACACAUCCUUGCAAAUGACAACCCAGUUGCCAUUAAUUUUGCUAGCUUUAGUGGAGUCUUUGCAAGUUCCAUUGAACGGAGUUGCCAACUUCGAAUCACAUACAGACCAGAACCAGAUAAGGGUGUUCCUCUUUGUGAUGGAAAAAGGAGUCCCAAAAGAAAAAUCAUCUACUUCAA